Salvia miltiorrhiza (redroot sage) is the source of this 2168-nucleotide messenger RNA. RefSeq names its product endoglucanase 6-like. The record is from RefSeq and is a predicted model, not a curated record. The coding region runs from base 142 to 1932 and encodes 596 amino acids. Gene Ontology annotation, biological process: carbohydrate metabolic process. The transcript is spliced from 7 exons. Gene Ontology annotation, molecular function: carbohydrate binding; hydrolase activity, hydrolyzing O-glycosyl compounds. Lineage: Eukaryota; Viridiplantae; Streptophyta; Magnoliopsida; Lamiales; Lamiaceae.
AUCUCCACCACCUUUCCCUCCAACUCCUCUCUCCAUAUCACAUAUAUAUGCAUACACAUCUCUUCUCUCAUUCUCCCAAUCCUUUCGACUUACAAACACUGGCUUGUUUUUUAUUCGAUAUUCAACUUGACGGCCCAAAAAAUGGCUGCCUUAUUUGUACUAGUAAUUUUUUUGCUUUCUCCGGCGGCGAUGGCCGGACAUGACUACGGCGAAGCUCUAACGAAGAGCAUUCUCUUCUUCGAAGCUCAGAGAUCCGGCUACUUGCCCACUGACCAGAGAGUCCAGUGGCGGGGCGAUUCCGGCCUGGGCGACGGCAAAAUCAGCGGCGUGGAUCUUGUGGGAGGGUACUAUGAUGCCGGAGACAACGUUAAAUUUGGACUGCCGAUGGCAUUCACCGUUACUAUGAUGAGCUGGAGCAUUAUUGAAUACGGCGGCCAGAUUAAUGCCGGCGGUGAACUUCAGAAUGCCGUUGACGCCGUUAAGUGGGGAACUGAUUAUUUCAUCAAAGCUCACCCCCAACCUUAUGUGCUCUAUGGAGAGGUGGGAGAUGGAAACACAGACCACUACUGCUGGCAAAGACCAGAGGACAUGAGCACCUCCAGAGCUGCCUACAAGAUUGACGCCGACCACCCGGGAUCCGACCUCGCCGCUGAGACCGCCGCCGCCAUGGCAGCCGCUUCCAUCGUCUUCCGCCCCUACAACUCCUCCUACUCGGCGGAGCUUCUCCAACAUGCUUAUCAGCUAUUUGAAUUUGCGGACAAGUACAGAGGCAAAUAUGACAGUAGCAUCACCGUAGCGCAGAAGUACUACCGAUCUGUCAGUGGAUACACCGAUGAAUUGCUGUGGGCUGCUGCAUGGCUGUACAAGGCAACAAAUAAAGAGUACUACUUGGAUUACCUAGGGUACAACGGCGAAGCACUCGGCGGAACUGGGUGGGCCAUGACUGAAUUUGGUUGGGACGUUAAAUAUGCUGGCGUUCAAACCCUUGUUGCCAAGUUCCUGAUGGCUGGAAAAGGUGGUAAGCACAAAGCAAUAUUUGAGAGAUACAAAGAGAAGGCUGAGUUUUUCAUGUGCUCAUGCAACUCACAGAGAACUCCCGGAGGCCUCAUUUUCCGGCAGCGGUGGAACAAUAUGCAGUUUGUUACCACGGCUUCCUUCCUCACGACUGUCUAUUCUGAUUAUCUAACCUCUGCCGCCACCUCCCUCACUUGUGCUAACGGCCCCGUCUCCCCGUCCCAACUUCUCGCCUUAGCUAAAUCUCAGGUGGACUACAUUCUGGGAGACAACCCUCGAGCAACGAGUUACAUGGUGGGAUACGGGAAGAACUACCCUCAACAAGUGCACCACAGAGCUUCCUCUAUUGUAUCCCACAAGGUGGAUCCUUCAUUCGUGAGCUGCAGGGGAGGCUACGCUUCUUGGUUCAGCAGAAACGCCAGUGACCCCAACACCCUCACCGGCGCCGUCGUUGGCGGCCCCGAUGCUUACGACAACUUCGCCGAUCACAGAGACAACUACGAGCAAACCGAACCGGCUACCUACAACACCGCCCCUCUCCUUGGCGUAUUGGCGCGUUUACACGCCGGCUACAAUCACCUCCUUUCAGUUGAGCUACCGGAGACUGCAAAUCGAGGCCAAGAUUCCUCGAGCUUGAUUUUUGUUGAGCAGAAGGUGACGAGUUCAUGGAAUGAAGAAGGCAAGAGUUUCAAUAGAUACUCGGUGAUGGUUAGCAACAAGUCUUCCAAGAAAUUGAAGAAUUUGAAGCUACGUAUAUGGAAUCUGCAUGGGCCUCUUUGGGGUCUCACGAAAUCCGGUGACGAUUACUUAUUCCCUGAAUGGAUGGAGUCUUUGGGUGCAGGGAAGAGUAUCGAGUUCGUGUAUAUCCAGUCGGCUUCUCGAGCAAACGUUUUGGUUUCAAGUUACACUCUUGUAUAGUUGAUUACACUCUCUCUCACUUUGACUAUUUUUUUCUUGAUUUUGGAGUAGGAGUUGUAUAUAUAGAUAUAUACUUUUUUUUUUUGUUGAUUUGGGAUAUUAUAGUAGGAUUUGGAUUAUAUGAGGUUGAAGUUUGUUGGAGGUCAUUUGUCCCUCAUUCUUCAACUAAAAAGAAAAGGGAACUUAGGAGUAGUUUCAUGUUUUUAUAUGAACAAUCAAGAAACGUGACAUUCUUG